AUGGCUGAUGCUGAACAACAGUUUUCCAGCACUACAUCGAUCGAAUCGUCAGAUUUAUCACUGUCGCCAGUAUCUCUUUUGGUUAAUUUGAUGGAUACGAUUCAUGCAACACCAUUGAUUGCUUUCGAGCUGUAUAGUGGUACUCCUUGGUGGCUGGUCAUUGUUGGAACAACUAUAUUUCUACGAACAAUGUGCACACUACCACUAGCUAUUCAAAACAAGCAAAGAACAGAUCGAUUACGAAAGCUACAACCUGUGUUGAUGGCUUGGGAAAGCACGCUAGGACUUCAGCUUAAACAUGGCCAUCGUACAGGUAAUUUGCAGCAAGAUAAGAACUACAAAAAAAUGGCAAGUCUCUUUGUCAUAUCUGGUAAAACGUACAAACAAAAAACAUCACAGCUUUACAAGGAGUAUCGAUGUAACCCAUUAUAUACAUUUAUUUUGCCAUGGGUUCAAAUUCCCUUGUUCAUCUCAAUGUCAUUCGCGCUUCGAUGGCUUGCCGCAUUUCCAGUGAUAUGGCUUGGAACGCCAAGCUCAUUUGCUGCCGGAAUGGAUGUCGAAGGCACGCUAUGGUUUGACGAUUUGACUGUGGCAGAUCCAACCAUGAUCACACCAAUUAUAAUUGGUACUAUGCAUUUGAUUAAUAUUGAGUUGAAUAGUACACUGCGCUCAAACCCCAAUACCCAAAGAACUUCUGGUCAGAUUGCCUUUCGGAUGUUUAUGCGAUCAUUUGCAAUACUAAUGAUUCCUAUUUCUGCCUAUGUACCAAUGGCCAUAACGCUAUAUUGGUUAGCAUCAGCAGUAUAUAGCAUGCUUCAGAAUAUUUCAUUUCUUGUAAUUGAAAAGCACCGAGUCAAGCUUUCUUUAAAGGAAAAAAUAGGCAUGCAGUCAGUUCAGGAACCUCGUGCUGUAUUACAAUCAAUGGACCAACCCACUUUACCAACCACCCCUGACAAGUCCUAUCGGAGCUUGUAA
Molecule: messenger RNA, 975 nt
Organism: Batrachochytrium dendrobatidis JAM81
Lineage: Eukaryota; Fungi; Chytridiomycota; Chytridiomycetes; Rhizophydiales
Product: membrane insertase COX18
Exons: 4
Coding region: 1-975 (324 amino acids)
Biological process (GO): mitochondrial respiratory chain complex IV assembly; protein insertion into mitochondrial inner membrane from matrix
Cellular component (GO): mitochondrial inner membrane
Molecular function (GO): membrane insertase activity
Source: RefSeq, a predicted model, not a curated record